This is a messenger RNA of Amoebophrya sp. A25, 474 nucleotides long. The record is from the annotation of a GenBank genome assembly. Lineage: Eukaryota; Dinophyceae; Syndiniales; Amoebophryaceae.
GCCGACCUGCUAAGAAGGAGGACUUCCAGAGCGCGAUCGAAUAUCAUCACAAUUUCAUCCGAAACUAUCCGCGCAAGACGCUUCUCAAGGAUGCCCAGAUGAAAAGGAACGGAAAGGCGUGGGAAGACACCCAAGAGGGUACUGCAGUUUAAGACUAAGCUAGAUGUGUCCUAGUUAGUAUGUAGCGUCUUGUGCUAAGGUCUAGCUCUAGCUCUAGACCCAUGAUAAUUCUCUACUUCAUGUUCGCCAGCACCACAUCAUCAUCAACAUCAUGUCCGAAACCAAAUCCCAUGGCAUUUCUCCAGUUCCUCAUCGGGGUCUAUUUCUAUACUCUAUACAACUACAGCGAUGCUCUACGUGGACGGAUUUCAAAUUACGGAAGAAAUGGCGCGAAAGCUGCCGCAUGUCUUCGAGAGAUACCGCAACAAAUACGCUGUGUUUGGUGGUAAUCAUACCACCCAAGCUGGAAUCGAG